AUGGAUGCCGCCGGCAGGAAUUCGACCGCAUGUCACAAUGUUUUCGCUGACGAGAACUCCUUCGUGCAGAGUUGGAAGCGCUCAGAUCGCGUUCCACCAGACCAGCACCCCUGGCUACCAACGUCAGGGCUGCAGCUGAAGACGAUGUGGUGGGCACCGAUCAUGUGGCUGGUGGUGUUGGUUCCGCUUGCCGUGAUGCUGUGCAUGGCAACCAAGCCAGACAAGGGUGCUACAGAAGCCCUGCUGCACAGCCGAAACCAGGAAUUCAGAGACUUCGAGGUGGAAGCGGGCAACUCUUGCAAGGAUAUGCAUCUCGACGUCGCCGGUCUCCGGGACAUCUGGCUACGUGAAGUCCAGAGGCAAGGGCCGAAGGGGGCCAACUUGCUCAAGGUCUUGUUGCAGCACUGCAUCUCCGAAAGUUGGAUGGCGAACGCCUACGGCACCUUCCUCGGGGCCCUGGCUUUUCUUUGCAGUUUGUCUCUCUCCAUCGCUCUUGGGCAGCUGCUUGCUGGUGUCCGAAGGGCAUCGCCGUCCUCCGACAGGUUCGAUGGGUGGAUGAUCGUCUUGGCCUGUGCAGUGCUGCCUUGUGUUGUGGGCUGCUUGGAAGCGGAGAGCUGCACGAGGAACGCUCGCUUCAGCGCACGGAGCAGCGCGGCCUUGAUGGGCCUCUUGGGUGCCAAAGCGCAGCAACUCCCGGCCACCAAGGCUGGCACGGAUCCGCUUGCAUCCCUCGGUGGCAUUGAAGGGGCAAUGCGAAUCUCCGACCAGAUCGGAGAGGCCGUGCCUUGCCUUUGGCGCGCUGCCAUGGCUUGUGCACAGGCGACCGUGCUUCUGGCGUGGCUGUGGACACGGUUCGGCGCUUUGGUUUGCCUGGCACCGCUAGGCUUUGCCCCGCUUCUCGUCGUGACAGCGUGUCGACUACACGGCUUGGUCGAGGCUUACGUCUCCUACGAGACUGCCGCCCAGCUUCGGCAAGACUUUGUCAGUGACGCCCAGUCCAAGCAGGGCUUGCCCCAAGUGCCGACGCAGAAUUUCUUGGAGCGUGCGCAACGUCUUCGGCGUGAGGAGCUGGACUUCUUGUGGAUGAUGCACAAUGUGAGCUACCAGGUAGCUUUGUUGGCAGCACGUUGGCCACAGCUGGUUGCCCUCGCCUGCAUCGUGACGAUUUCCAUCGUAGCCCCUCAACAGCCAGAGGUCCUGCUUCCUCUGUUUCUACAAGUGCACUGCUUGCUGCGACAGCUGUCGGUCUGCAGCAGCUCCGUAACGAAGCUCGGCACCGCCAAGCCUUCCUUGGCUCGAGUGGAGGCCUUCCUGUACCGCCCUGAGCUGGAGAAGGCGAUACUUCAGGACCCCGGCCUGUGCCUUCAUCUCACUGGGAGCUUCGCCUGGGAAGACAGCGAGAUCGAGUCUUUGCCAGUCUUGGUCGACUUGGACUUGAAGGUGCCCUGUGCUGCGCUCCUGGCUGUCUUGGGUACCUCGGGGGCAGGAAAGACGUCUUUGCUGUACGCAGCUGCUGGUGCACUUCGCCCGCUGGCAGAUGCCUGCAUGCGCAGGACACCUUCUGCUCUGCUACUCCCAUCGAAGCCCUGGAUUUUUCCAGGAUCAUUGCAAGACAACAUUGUGUGUGGCAGAUGCUUAGAUCUGGACCGCUACCAGACGGUUGUCAAGGCGACGGGUCUUGAAGCGCUUGGUCAAGACAGCGAUCCGGCCUCUUGGGACACAGCCAAAGUUGCUCUGGCCCGUGCUGCGUACGGUCAAGAGGAGCUGGUUCUCAUGGACGAUCCCUUCAAUGGAAUGGCGGCUGCAGAUGCAGAGAGAAUCAUCCGUGAGGUGCUGCAGGGUCCGCUCUUUGAGGGGCGAUGCUGCAUCGUGGUUUUCAGCAGCAACACGGCUCAGCUUUCCGAAGGCUUUUCCGGCGUCAUCUUGGAGGGUGGCGCCGUGGCAGCUGCGGGGAGGGCCUUGGACUUGUCGAAAGUGGCGUGCGGCUGGGCUCCCGAAGGAAGGUCGAGUCACCCGCCUUCCGCAACGCGGCGACCCCUGGGAGCCGGCAAGCUGGAGCAGGCGCAGAAGCAGGGCCAGGGCGGCUCCGAGAAGGGCGCGGCGGGGGGCGUGUUUGGUGCCCUGGCCUUCCUGAGACUGGCGGGAAGAGGCCGAGUCACGUGCGUGUAUUUGCUGCUCCUGGUGGACCAAAUUCUGCAGACUGGACUGGACUGGGUCCUGCUUGUCGCUGCUCUCCAAGUCCGUCAGAACAGAAGUUUCUUUUCUUUUAAUUGGCAAUUUGCGAUUUGCUGGGUCAACUUGAUGUUGAAAGUCGUCUUGGCGCGAGCGGCUGCCUCAUGUUGUGCAGCUGCGGGUGAAACGUUUCAUCAGCAGUGGCUCUUGCGAGUGACGAAAGCCACCAAUGCCUCAGCCUCCAAUGUGGUGACGCGGGACAUGAAAGUGGUUGACAUCGGCCUUUCGCAUCAGGUCUGGGUUCUGUUUGCAAUGCUUUGCAGCACGCUUGGAUUGCUAUGCUUGGUGCAUGUCCGACUACCUCAACCACUAUUUGGACUGCUCUUAGCAUUACCCGCUUAUGUGACGGCGUGUUGGUGCCUCCUGAAAAGUUUCCGACAGCGCGUGGAUUUUCACAGGAAGCAGUGCGCCUGCAAAUCUUCUGUUUGCAAACUGCUGCACGAUUGCUGCGCUCCUGGAAUGGCAGCACGACUCAUGGCGAAGGAGCCUUACGUGCUGGAGGUGGAGGAGAAGGCCCUGCAAGCUUACGCUCGUCAACACGCGGCGACUGCAGCGCCCUCGGCGGCCUUGAUGGUGCAGCUGUCUCUCUGUCUCAGCGCUGUGUACACCGUGGCUGCCGUGCUGACCAUUUCGAACAGCGAUGAUGUGAUGGAGGUCGGUUUGACCUUGGCCCCGCUGGCCCUGCUGGUGCACUUCCUUUUGCCCUGCAUCGAUGCUCUACAUGGCUUCGAGGACGUCGGUGCGGCUGCCGGUGGCCUCGUGCACGAGCUCGAGGAGCAAAGAGCUACCUUCACUACCUGA
This is a messenger RNA of Symbiodinium sp. CCMP2456, 3033 nucleotides long. NCBI's taxonomy places the organism in Eukaryota, Dinophyceae, Suessiales, Symbiodiniaceae. The record is from the annotation of a GenBank genome assembly.